AGAGCCAACCCACAACAUCAGAUGAGACUGUGGUGGCCGGUGGGACAGUGGUGCUCAAGUGCCAAGUGGAAGAUCCUGAUGACUCCUCACUGCAGUGGUCCAACCCUGCCCAGCAGACCCUCUACUUUGGGGAGAAACGAGCCCUGCGAGAUAACAGGAUCCAACUGGAGAGAUCCACACCCAAUGAGUUGACCAUCAGCAUCAGCGACGUGGUGCUGUCAGAUGAGGGGGAAUACACCUGCUCCAUCUUCACCAUGCCUGUGAGGACUGCAAAGGCCUUGGUCACCGUGCUGGGAAUUCCUCAGAAACCUCAAAUCUUUGGCCAUGAGCAACCUAUUGAUGAGGAGAAAAUAGCCCGGCUGACCUGUCGGUCCUCUGGCAGCAAACCCGCGGCACAGCUCCGGUGGAAGAAGGGCAACAAGGAGCUGAAAGAUGAGGGUAUCGAGGUGGUGGAGGACCCCAAUGGAAAGACCUUCACUGUCAGCAGUCGAGUGGAGUUCCGUGUCACCAAGGAGGACAACGAAGCCGAGGUGACCUGCACCGUGGACCACGAGUCCCUGCAGAACGCUGAGAGGUCAACCACGCAGAAGCUGCAGGUCCACUACAAACCAACAGCAAAGAUCGAGCCACAUCCCCAGUACCCGCGGGAAGGCGAGAAGCUCCAACUGCAGUGCGACGGGCAGGGCAACCCCAUCCCCCAGGAAUUCCUGUGGGAGAAGGAAGGCAGCGAUGCUCCCCUGCAGCUGAGCUCUGACAGCAUCCUCAUCUUCCCCUUCCUCAACAAGAGUGACAGUGGCACCUACGUCUGCACAGCCACCAGCUCCAUGGGCAGCGUCGUGGCCAAGUACAACCUCGAUGUCAGUG
Molecule: messenger RNA, 864 nt
Organism: Antrostomus carolinensis (chuck-will's-widow)
Lineage: Eukaryota; Metazoa; Chordata; Aves; Caprimulgiformes; Caprimulgidae
Gene: CADM3
Product: cell adhesion molecule 3
Exons: 6
Biological process (GO): homophilic cell-cell adhesion
Cellular component (GO): presynaptic membrane
Source: RefSeq, a predicted model, not a curated record